AUGGUAUUCGAGGAUGACAGCAGCGACGACUGCUCCAACCUGCAGUACAUUAACUCCUUCGACGAUGACAUGCAGUACCAGAUUCCUGCUAGCAUUGAAGACCAAGACUACAAUGGCCUUGAGAAGGCACCCGAGGGUCUUUGCGUGGAGCAUCGACUGCCAACUGAGUGUCGUGUAGCUUUUGAAGGAUUUGAGACGGGCAGGAGGUUUCUAGCUUGUGCUCAGCCAGAAGGUCAGAAUUGUGGUUUUCUUGGAUGGGUUGACCCAGAGUGGCUUCCCACAAUGCAAAAUGCAUUGUUGAAGCUGUGGGAAAUAGAGAAGGAAAAGCUAAGUGAAGGCAACAAGAAUUUGAAGGUUCAGGUAGAUGAGCUCACCAAGUCUGUGAAAAAAGUCACUGAAGAGAAUGUGCAGCUGAACCUUCACAUGUCUGAUCUCAAGAAGGGACAUGAGAAUCUCAUAAAACGUAGGGAUGAGCUCAAACUCCAGGUUGCUGAUCAGUUGAAGGCACUGGAGAAGAACAAAGAGAAGCUGAAGUUGAUCCAUGACGUCUUGAAGGAAUGA
Messenger RNA from Aegilops tauschii subsp. strangulata, 561 nucleotides. The record is from RefSeq and is a predicted model, not a curated record. Lineage: Eukaryota; Viridiplantae; Streptophyta; Magnoliopsida; Poales; Poaceae.